Molecule: messenger RNA, 1789 nt
Organism: Aspergillus caelatus
Lineage: Eukaryota; Fungi; Ascomycota; Eurotiomycetes; Eurotiales; Aspergillaceae
Product: cysteine hydrolase family protein
Exons: 4
Coding region: 230-1534 (434 amino acids)
Source: RefSeq, a predicted model, not a curated record
CGUCCCUCAACCCAUCUCCCAUCGCCCGGACUAGCUCGGGUUCUAUCUCCCUCAGUCCCUGUUGCCUUUAACCUACCCUCCCCCCCUUACCAACAAUCUAUUGUCCUCUUGGAGAUCCGCCUCCCGGCUGUCUCCAGAGAACGUUCGCUAUGUCCACGCACGAUUCAGCUCCGGGUUCACUUCUUAUACUAUGGAUUGCUUCCACGCACUUAUUUAGUUCAAGCAUCCUAUGUGCUUCAUGAUGCCCCGUUUUUCUUUUCCUCCGCUGAAAGCUUCAUUGUCGCUUUGUAUGACUUUGCCGACAAUGCUGACACUUCGUUUCAGACCUCCUCUCUCUAUUCUACAGAGAUCCACACGGUUUGUUAUCAUGGCAGACCCCACCGACUUGAAUCUCGACGCUCCCAGCGAUCUUCAAGACAUUCCAGAGAUGUCAAUGCAACUCCUUCCACCUCCUGAAGGAACAUUUCCUGACAAGCCAGCCCUUCUUGCAUCAGUGCAGGCACACGGUAAAGCGCACGGGUACAAUGUUGUUGUCAAGUCUUCUAGUACUCCCACUGAAAAGAAACCCGGGCGGACUGCGAAGGUAUGGCUCAGAUGCGAUCGGGGCGGACACUAUCGUCCGCGCAACGGCCUCACCGAGGAGACGAGGAAACGGCGGCGAACGUCGCGGUUGAUGGACUGUCCAUUCAUGCUGGUCGCAGCAGGAACUCCUGGCAUUUGGACGCUGACCGUUCUAAACCCAACACAUAAUCACGGCCCAGUUGUCGAGAAACCCCGGCAAGCUCCUCAUCACAAGGUUCGAAAGGGCCAAGUCGCGGCGGCACCGUAUGAUUGGCCGCACGACGCGACUUUAACGCCAUAUACGACUGCGUUAGUGAUUAUCGAUAUGCAGAAGGACUUCUGCUCGCCAGGUGGUUAUAUGGAAUAUCAAGGCUACGAUAUAUCAGCCGCCCAUGCACUUAUCCCUAAGCUACAACAUCUCCUGAAUGCGUUCCGAGCGUCUGGGUUUCCAGUCUAUCAUACACGUGAAGGUCACCGACCCGAUCUCUCAACUCUCUCAAGUAGAGAGGCAUACCGGUCACGUAAUAACGAUUCCGGAUUUGGGAUUGGGUCCCCGGGUCCAUUGGGCCGUCUCUUGAUUCGGGGUGAGGUUGGCCACGACACCGUUGAUGAACUGUAUCCGCUUCCCGGGGAGCCAGUCAUCGAUAAGCCUGGUCGUGGGGCAUUUGCUCACACUGACUUCGAGCUUCUUCUCCGGAAUAAAGGCAUCAAGAAUCUGGUAAUUGCAGGAGUAACUACCGAUGUCUGUGUGUCUACCACUAUGCGCGAGGCGAACGACCGAGGGUUCGACUGCGUAGUCUUAGAAGACGGCACGGCGGCCAGUGAGCCUUCACUUCAUUCAAGCACGAUUGAAUCGGUCAAAAUGGAAGGUGGAAUUUUUGGAGCGGUAGCCAAAGUGGAUGAUAUAGUGCACGCUGUGGAGAACUUCAAAAAUAGCACUGUGAAGAAGUUGGCUCCGCAGAUGACGGUUUGACAGCUGGUUGGUUAGGCGUUAUGAUGUAUCUUUGAGCGUUUCCUUUUGCCGUUUUACAAGCCUUGGGGUUUAUCGUGCGGAUACUUUUUAUUUGGUUUACAUGUUAGCGACACGAUCGAGAUAAAUCUCACUUGAACCAUUCGAACACCGAUCUAGACUCUUGAAAACCGACAAAUGAACACGGUUCAUGCACAACUUCCAGGUGAGGUAAGAAUAAACCCACUGGUAUUUUCACACUAGCACGCAAGUAGACUG